Magallana angulata is the source of this 3063-nucleotide messenger RNA. Its product is annotated as putative lipid scramblase CLPTM1. The transcript is spliced from 14 exons. Bases 36 to 1919 code for a protein of 627 amino acids. NCBI's taxonomy places the organism in Eukaryota, Metazoa, Mollusca, Bivalvia, Ostreida, Ostreidae. Gene Ontology annotation, cellular component: endomembrane system; membrane. The record is from RefSeq and is a predicted model, not a curated record.
ACAUUGCAUUUUGCUUCGAGAUUAACAUUUAGAUCAUGGCGGACACUCAGCUGGCACAAGGAUCGAAUGGAGAUGUUGCAGGCAAUCCACCGGCUGAUGGAGCGGCGCAGGAACAAGCUAGACCAGGAGUAUGGGCCACAGUGAAAUCCUUGAUCUUCCGUAUGCUGAUUAUAUACAUGAUCAGUAGUUUCUUCAGAAGAGGGACUCCCCCAGCUAACCAAUCAGAUGGAAGUGGAGGAAAAUCAAUUAAUUCACAAAACAUAUAUCCCAAAGGCAUGAAAAUGGACAUGUACAUUUACCUGUCGGAGCAAGAGGAUUUCACGGACUUCAACAAUGAAGAUGCAUUGUUUUGGUCCCUGAAAGGACUUGAAUAUGGGGAUUGGACCAGUGGGCCGAAUGGUGAUGGCUCUUAUAUCAAAGAAGGAAAAAUUCAAACACCCCCGAAUGUGAUAAACAAUGGAUCUAUCUACCUCCAUUGUUACUUUGUCAAGGAAGGCAAAUCCCCCAACCCCAAAGAUAAGGGGAAGUACUCCAAGAAACUCACAGUACACAGGUCUAAACGUAUCAACAAAUACAAGAAAAGGAGGUUCCAUAAAACUGUCAAUCUAUUGACAGGAGAGACAGAUGUGCAUCCAGAUCUCAUCCAGACUGAGAACAGAAGUGCCUUUGAGAUCCUGAACCACUGGCAUCCCAAUCUGACCAUUAACUUGAUGGAUGACCACUCCCCCUGGAUGAAGAACCAUGUUCCACAGCCCCUAGAUGAAUAUAUUGAAUUUCUUCCUGGCACAGACAAUUACCAACCUAUACUGUACUUCAACGAUUAUUGGAACCUUAACACAGACUACAUGCCAAUAAACCAAACCACUCCUGUGUUGAACCUGACCAUAACAUACAGUCCCAUCUCCUUGUUCAAGUGGCAGAUGUAUGCUGCCCAGGGGAUGAGAAAUAAGUGGUAUGGCAUGCUAGGGGCAGACUUUGUUGAGGAAUCAGAUGAAGAUCAGGACAGCCUAAAGACCACAGUGUUGGAGACUAAUCCUUACCUUCUGGCUUUGACUGUGAUUAUCUCCAUAGUCCACAGUGUAUUCGAAUUCCUGGCCUUCAAGAAUGACAUACAGUUCUGGAAGAACCGUAAAUCCCUGGAGGGUCUUUCUGUGCGAUCUGUCUUCUUCAAUGUCUUCCAGUCCCUCAUCGUUGUCCUUUAUGUCCUCGAUAACGAGACAAACUUCAUGGUCAAAGUCAGUGUUUCCAUCGGCCUUCUUAUUGAAAUGUGGAAAAUUACCAAAGUCGUCACUUUCAAGAUAGAUAGAGAGAACCUCUGGUUUGGAGUUAUCCCUCGGGUGACUUACGAAGACAAAUCAACUUACACCGAGUCUAUGACCAAAAAAUAUGAUAUGAUGGCGUUUAAGUACCUGUCAUGGAUGCUGUUUCCACUGCUGAUAGGAUAUGCUAUUUACUCACUGCUAUAUCUAGAGCACAAGGGCUGGUACUCCUGGGUGCUAAAUAUGGUUUAUGGAUUCCUAUUAACAUUUGGUUUCAUCAUGAUGACACCUCAGCUGUUCAUCAAUUACAAGAUGAAGUCUGUGGCCCAUCUUCCAUGGCGGAUGAUGACCUACAAGGCACUCAACACCUUCAUCGAUGAUAUAUUUGCAUUUGUCAUCAAAAUGCCCACGCUGUAUAGGAUAGGUUGUUUUAGAGAUGAUGUGGUAUUCUUCAUCUUCCUUUACCAGAGGUGGAUUUAUCCAAUUGAUCCAACUCGUCUUAAUGAAUUUGGAACUAGUCAGGAAAUGCUGGAACAGAAUGGAAAGGUCACAGCUGACCAAUCAGAGACUGGGUCAGAGCAAGCCAGCAUAGAACAGUCUAAACCUGAGGAGACUGAAUUGCCAUCAGAAAAGCCUGCCAAGGAGAAAAAGAAUGACUAAUGGGGAAAUAUAUAGGUUAUAGUUGUUUUAUUUUCCAUUGUGAUGUUGUCAGAUCUCAUCAAUAUCUGAAUUAAUGACUGUGGUAAGGUGGGAAGAAUUGUUUUCAUGCGACGUGAAAACUCCUUAUAAAUAAGAACAAGUUAUGUUGAUUUGUCUAUUUGCAGCCCCCCCCUUCCAUGUUAAAAAUCGUUAGAGAUAUUUAAGUGUUGGAAAAAAAAAUUGAAUUCCAAUGUAUUGUACUAGUAAACUUAAAUUUUCUUAAGCAGUAAUAAAAAAUGUGUAUGUUCAUUACUGAUCUACUGGAUCAAAGUGAAUCAGAUUUAUGAACUCUUCCCAUAACUUGCUAUGGUUUGUUACUGGGAGAUGAUGUGUUCCGCUUUGCUGCUUUGAUGUUAGAUUUUGUAUGAUCUUGUGAUCCAUCUCAUUUUGCUGUGUUACAGCAGUAUGAAAUGUAACUUACCAGAUUUGAACAAACUUAUUUCAUUUUGAAUUUCUCAUUGACGCAAAAUUAAAUUUCUAUUUCAUUUGUUCAUUGUAUUGGCCAAAGCUAUCAUUUGUUUUCAUUCUACCAUGAAGAUUGUAUGCUGGUUUUCAUGCAUUAUAUCUCAACAUUGUGUUCUGUGAGUUUGAGAUCAGGUCUAAAAAAUUUUAUCAAACUUUAUUUUUUUUUUUUUCAUUUUUUGUACAAAUAUAUUAAAGCUGAUGUUAUCUUUAAAUCAGUAUAUAUGCCAAAAAUUCUUUUUGAAAAGGAGAACAAUGGUACUAAUUUCAUAUUGCUGUUUUGCAUUUUUAUCAAUUAGAUAUUAUGGCUAGAAGUAGUGUUAUUGUAUGUCAGAAGAUUUUAUUCUACACUAUGGCCAUUGCCAUCCACAGAAAUCCUGUAGACUUUUAGAGAAUCAUGAAAAACCUACAAAGGCGCGAGACCAACAAAACUUACAAUGUCAUAUGACUGUGAGAACUCUACAAUGUCAUGUGACCAUAGGAGCCAACCAUGGUCAUGUGAUUAAUAAAACCUGCAAUAUCAUGUGACUAUUUUUUUCCCAUAGGAUUGUACAUUUGAACUUAUAUUUAUUUUAUUCAGUUUGUAAUGGAUUUUAUAAAUGAUUAUUGUAACCAGUUAUUAAAUAAAAUAUUUUGAUUUUUA